AUCCUGGACGAGCUCGAGCACCAAACGAAAUGCCAUCUCCAGCUCCUACAGCUCCACGGGAGGCUUGCCGGGGCUAAAGCAGAGGAGGGGGCCAGCCUCAUCCCGCUGCCAGCUGACCCUCAGUUACUCAAAGACAGUGAGUGAGGACAGGCCUCAGGCUGUCUCUUCGGGUCACACACGGUGUGAAAAGGGGGCAGAUACAGCACCAGGGCAGACAAUCGCCCCAACGGGUGGCUCCCCCAGAUCCCAGGACUCUAGGCCCCGUAGACGCAAGAUUCCCCUGCUGCCACGCAGGCGAGGGGAGCCUUUGAUGCUGCCACCUCCCUUAGAGCUGGGGUACCGGGUCACGGCUGAAGACCUGCACCUGGAAAAAGAGACGGCAUUCCAGCGCAUCAACAGUGCACUGCACGUUGAGGACAAGGCCAUCCCGGACUGCAGACCCUCACGGCCUUCCCACACUUUGUCCUCACUUGCAACAGGGGCUUCGGGUGGGCCUCCCGUUUCUAAAGCACCCACUAUGGAUGCACAGCAGGACAGACCCAAGUCCCAAGACUGCCUGGGCCUAGUGGCCCCCCUAGCAUCUGCUGCAGAGGUCCCCGCUACAGCUCCCGUGUCUGGGAAGAAGCACAGACCACCAGGACCCCUGUUCUCCUCCUCAGAUCCCCUUCCUGCCAACUCUUCCCACUCCCGGGACUCAGCCCAGGUCACCUCGAUGAUUCCUGCCCCCUUCACAGCUGCAAGCAGGGAUGCCGGCAUGAGAAGAACAAGGUCGGCUCCUGCAGCUGCCGCAGCAGCCCCUCCCCCCUCCACAUUGAACCCCACGUCGGGGUCACUACUCAAUGCAGUGGAUGGAGGCCCCUCACAUUUCUUGGCCUCAGCCACAGCUGCAGCACGUGCCCAGAGGUCAGAAGUGAGAUAUAACCAGAGAUCCCAGACCUCCCGGACCAGAUCGUGCCUCAAACGAAAUGCCAGCUCCAGCUCCCACAGCUCUACGGAAGGCCUCCAGGAAGUAAAGCGGAGGAGGGGGCCAGCCUCAUCCCACUGCCAGCUGGCCCUCAGUUCCUCAAACACAGUGAGUGAGGACGGACCUCAGGCUGUCUCUUCGGGUCACCGCUGUGAAAACAAGGCAGGUACAGCACCAGGGCAGACACUUGCCCCCAGGGGUGGCUCCCCCAGAUCCCAGGCCUCUAGGCCCCACAUCAACACUGCACUGCACGUUGAGGACAAGGCCAUCUCGGACUGCAGACCCUCACGGCCUUCCCACACUUUGUCCUCACUUGCAACAGGGGCUUCGGGUGGGCCUCCCGUUUCUAAAGCACCCACUAUGGAUGCACAGCAGGACAGACCCAAGUCCCAAGACUCCCUGGGCCUACUGGCCCCCCUAGCAUCUGCUGCAGAGGUCCCCUCUACAGCUCCCGUGUCUGGGAAGAAGCACAGACCACCAGGACCCCUGUUCUCCUCCUCAGAUCCCCUUCCUGCCACCUCUUACCACUCCCGGGACACAGCACAGGUCACCUCGCUGAUUCCUGCCACCUUCACAGCUGCAAGCAGGGAUGCCGGCAUGAGAAGAACAAGGUCGGCUCCUGCAGCUGCCACAGCAGCCCCUCCCCCCUCCACAUUGAACAACACGUCGGGGUCACUACUCAAUGCAGUGGAUGGAGGCCCCUCACAUUUCUUGGCCUCAGCCACAGCUGCAGCACGUGCCCAGAGGUCAGAAGUGAGAUAUAACCAGAGAUCCCAGACCUCCCGGACCAGAUCCUGCCUCAAACGAAAUGCCAGCUCCAGCUCCAGCUCCCACAGCUCUACGGAAGGCCUCCAGGAACUAAAGCGGAGGAGGGGGCCAGCCUCAUCCCACUGCCAGCUGGCCCACAGUUCCUCAAACACAGUGAGUGAGGACGGACCUCAGGCUGUCUCUUCGGGUCACCGCUGUGAAAACAAGGCAGGUACAGCACCAGGGCAGACACUCGCCCCCAGGGGAGGCUCCCCCAGAUCCCAGGCCUCUAGGCCCCACAUCAACAGUGCACUGUACGUUGAGGACAAGGCCAUCUCGGACUGCAGACCCUCACGGCCUUCCCACACUUUGUCCUCACUUGCAACAGGGGCUUCGGGUGGGCCUCCCGUUUCUAAAGCACCCACUAUGGACGCACAGCAGGACAGACCCAAGUCCCAAGACUGCCUGGGCCUAGUGGCCCCCCUAGCAUCUGCUGCAGAGGUCCCCUCUACAGCUCCCGUGUCUGGGAAGAAGCACAGACCACCAGGACCCCUGUUCUCCUCCUCAGAUCCCCUUCCUGCCACCUCUUCCCACUCCCGGGACUCAGCCCAGGUCACCUCGCUGAUUCCUGCCACCUUCACAGCUGCAAGCAGGGAUGCCGGCAUGAGAAGAACAAGGCCUGGCACCUCGGCUCCUGCAGCUGCCGCAGCAGCCCUUCCCCCCUCCACAUUGAACCCCACGUCGGGGUCGCUACUCAAUGCAGUGGAUGGAGGCCCCUCACAUUUCUUGGCCUCAGCCACAGCUGCAGCACGUGCCCAGAGGUCAGAAGUGAGAUAUAACCAGAGAUCCCAGACCUCCCGGACCAGAUCCUGCCUCAAACGAAAUGCCAGCUCCAGCUCCCACAGCUCUACGGAAGGCCUCCAGGAACUAAAGCGGAGGAGGGGGCCAGCCUCAUCCCACUGCCAGCUGGCCCACAGUUCCUCAAACACAGUGAGUGAGGACGGACCUCAGGCUGUCUCUUCGGGUCACCGCUGUGAAAACAAGGCAGGUACAGCACCAGGGCAGACACUCGCCCCCAGGGGUGGCUCCCCCAGAUCCCAGGCCUCUAGGCCCCGCAUCAACAGUGCACUGCACGUUGAGGACAAGGCCAUCUCGGACUGCAGACCCUCACGGCCUUCCCACACUUUGUCCUCACUUGCAACAGGGGCUUCGGGUGGGCCUCCCGUUUCUAAAGCACCCACUAUGGAUGCACAGCAGGACAGACCCAAGUCCCAAGACUGCCUGGGCCUACUGGCCCCCCUAGCAUCUGCUGCAGAGGUCUCCUCUACAGCUCCCGUGUCUGGGAAGAAGCACAGACCACCAGGACCCCUGUUCUCCUCCUCAGAUCCCCUUCCUGCCACCUCUUCCCACUCCGGGGACUCAGCCCAGGACACCUCGCUGAUUCCUGCCCCCUUCACACCUGCAAGCAGGGAUGCCGGCAUCAGAAGAAUGUUUCGUGUUCGAAAUUGUUUGAGGGGUUUGGGUUUAUUUUUGUUGGUUUUUUCUUUUUUUUUUUUGCUUACGUGGGCAUCCUUCAGCUUUUAAUAAUCUGAAAAAUUCUAUUUACCCAUUGUCAAUGUGUAUAAAUUAAUCUCAGUCAAUUUUAUACAAUAAAAGGUGAACUUUUAUCCAUCAAACAAUAAUUUAACAAAAAAUGUACCGGAAGAAGAAUGUUCAUUACAAAUAUAGGAAACAUAAAUAUUACCAAAUAUUGGCAAGCACUAAAAUGUUCAGAAAUAUAAGUCUAUUACAGUUAUAGCUCUCUCAAGCGAAAAAACAGCAGAGAAAAACUUAGUUUUCCUGAGGGGCUAUUUAUUUACUUAGGGAUUUGUUAAAAGGUCAAAUGGGGUCACACAGAAUACUAAGAAGAGCUGUUCACCCAGGCCUCACUAAGAACUCUUCUUCAUGCAGUAGCUAUAUAGUAAUAUGACAACUGCUCCUACGACCCAAAGAGGAACUACAGCAACUACUCUUUAGCAUCUGUUGCUCCCAACUCUGCUUUGCAAUUAUAUGACUCAAGCAUUCUGGCUCCGUUAACUAUUACUGCUGUUACUCCCAAGUAAAUUCCCUCUAAAAAAUAAAAAUUUUUAAAGCUGUAA
This is a messenger RNA of Homo sapiens (human), 3849 nucleotides long. Its product is annotated as putative POM121-like protein 1-like. The record is from RefSeq and is a predicted model, not a curated record. The coding region runs from base 311 to 3295 and encodes 994 amino acids. The transcript has a single exon. Lineage: Eukaryota; Metazoa; Chordata; Mammalia; Primates; Hominidae.